This is a messenger RNA of Homalodisca vitripennis (glassy-winged sharpshooter), 3894 nucleotides long. RefSeq lists its product as uncharacterized. The record is from RefSeq and is a predicted model, not a curated record. Gene Ontology annotation, cellular component: nucleus. The transcript has 13 exons. The coding region runs from base 269 to 3703 and encodes 1144 amino acids. NCBI's taxonomy places the organism in Eukaryota, Metazoa, Arthropoda, Insecta, Hemiptera, Cicadellidae.
UGGUUUUGUAUUGGUGACAAGUGUUUUGAUUUGACAUAAUUAUUUGUUGUUUGAUGUUGGUGUUAAUGCGUUGAAACUGCUUUUGUAACAUUUUAAUAUUAAUUGGAUACUUAGUUUUAAAUUUAUACUAAUUUAACUCAAAAAGUCUUCUUCACUACUUAGCAAACUCACUUAUAUAGGUAUUUUGAUCCAGAUGACAAACAUGCACUUGAAUCAAACUACAACAAAAUAAGAUGCAGUCACGUUUAUCCUUAAAAAUACAUAAGAAAUGGACUUCUCUUUUACUUUGGUCAGCUCAUUGACUCCUCGGAGCCAUAUUACCAGAACUCCAUUGAGUGAAACCAAUAAACUAUCUUCAAAAGCACAGAAAAUAAAGCAGAACUUCAACUCAUAUACUGAAAAUUGUGACACCUUUGAAUCAAGUAACAAAGAAAAAGAAAACCAACUACCCAAGAAUAAUCAGAUGAAAAAAAAUGUUGCUCAGGUUAAAGUCUUUGACGAAAAAUAUAAUGAAGGGAAAGGAAAUGAGGUUAGAGCAUCUGUCUGUUUCCCUGUUGAUAUGUCAAAUAUCGCAGUCAGAAGGACUAAAGUAAGGAGUAGUAGAAGAAGUAAAUCUAAUUCAAUAAAAGUUGAUGAUACGAGCUUAAGGAGUCUUUGUAAAGAUGUAAACGUUAGUACCAGUUUAGAAAACAAAGAUAAUUUUUGUUGUAAUUCAAGCAAAAUAGAAACAAGUAAUAUAUUGUUUGAAAAUAGACUGAAAACUUCCAGUAAUGAUGUAAAAAAUAUUACUAGUAAUUUAAAUACCAAAGGUAAUUUUUGUAGCUCAUUAAAUAAAGACGAACAAUUAGAAGGUUUAAAUUGUGAAGAAAUAGAAUAUAAAAAUUCUUCUUUGAACAAUAAAGGAGUAAAAAGAAAAUCUCCAAGAUUCAGUGAACAUAGUGAUAUUUCUACUGACAUAAUAGAAAACUCAGAACUGAAAUAUGAUGUUAAUGAGAAUAAUGAUUCUUUUACUAAAAAUUCAGUUUUAUCAAGACUGCGUUCUAGAUCAGAUUCAAUAAGAUUAAGUGACUUAAGUGAGACAUCCCUCUCACCUGCAUAUGAUAGUGAUUCUUUUAAAGUAGCAAGAAGACGUGGUGUUAAGGUCAUUCCAGAAACACCAGAAACUGAGGAGAGCUUGAAGAGUAACCGUAAUUCAAGUGAGAAAAAACAUUCAUUAGAAAUAAAAGCAAAGAAAAGUAAAGAAAGCAUUGACUUAAAAUACAGUAAUGUAGAAAGCAUCAAUUUGAGAUCUUGUGAGAAUAUUUGUGAUCAAUUUUCACCUCAAGAUAAAAAAUGUCUAACAUCAUGUGGUGAAAGUCCCAAACCUGAUGAAAAUCCGAAAAAGAAAUUAAGGUCCAGCAAUGAAUCCUCUGUAUCUGACAUGUUUCAGCUUGAGUCGUCAAUUAAAAACCGACCAUCAACUGCUGUUGCAAAGAAUAAUAAAAUGGACCCAAGUGAUUUCAAGAAAGAUAAAAGAAAGAUUAGCUUGUCGCCAGUACUGAAAGAUAGUAAUAUAAAAUGUGUGGAUGAUAAAGUGACUGAGCCAAAGAAAGAAAAGAAAUCAACAUCUAUAAAACCUAUAAAUAGAAAGAAAACUAGCAAAGAAGGAGAAAAUCACUGUAAACCACUGAGGACUAAUGUGAAAGAAAAUAAUGAGAAACAUUCUCCAAUAAUUGUUAGUUCACCAAAAGCUAACCUCAUUCCUCCAACAGAAGUCAUUCCUAAAUUUGAACACAUAAGUAAUUGGCUUAAGGAUACCCAAGAGAAAUCAGUUAUUCCCGAGAACGACUCUUCACUUCACAGCCCAAAAGAUAGAAAAAAACACCCUGCAGGAAAAUCAAAAUUUGUAUUGUCUUUAAGUCCAAGAAUAAAAAACAAAAAGAAAAUAGCUGAAAGCACAUUACAGGAAGAACAGAAAAUGUUUGAAGAACUAUAUGGCAGUGACUUGGCUAAAAGAUUAAGUGACGAUGUGGAUGAGGUGAUUAGCAUUGCCAGUUCAAGUGAGUCCGUUCAAAUGUCUGAGAAAGUAUUAGAAAAAUUGUACGGAACUGUUUGGCAGAAAAAUGCUGUUCUUCCACAGAGUGAACCAAGGAAAGGAAAGAAGAAAUCCCCAUCUUUGCAGAAAAACUUUCCCCAAACAGAAAGAAAGAAACACCGGACAUCAAUCUAUGAUGUGUUCUCUUCAUCAUCUAGUGAAGAUCGUUUUGAAGAAUUCCUGGAGAGUGUCCAGAGGGGCAAAGUGGACCCGUUGAGGCGAACAAGUAACCGGCCUGGUACCCCUGAGUUUAUUAAUGACUCGGACUCUGAUUCCAAUACUAGCAUUGGUUUCUAUCACAAAAUUGUAUCCAGUGCAGUGAAAGAGGAUGUUGGAAAUCUGAGAUAUAACAAUACGGACAAUGUAAAUAAGCCAACAAAGGUGAAUCGGCGGAGAUUAUCAUUUGCUAGCAGUAAGGAUGACUGUUCUGAGAGUGGAAAAUCUGACACAAAACGGACAGAUAAAGCACCUAAAGUGUCUACCAAAGAAACAAAGAAAAACAUUCGUAAACCAAGAUCUAAAAAGAAAACAAAAGACUGUGAUGAAGUUUCAACCGAUGUUAAUGGUUUUACAUUAGUUACACCCUUAAAAGUAAGAGAUAAAAAGACUGAAAACGAAUUGAAUGACAGAGUUAAAAAAACCCUUGAAGGUGAAGUGCCUAAAUCUGUAGGAAAAUCAAAGACUCCUAAAAAAUCAAGCAAAAAAGACAACAAUCCAAGGAGUGAGGAGGAACUCAGGAGGAAAUAUCUAGAAGGUGAUGGUUUUAAAGUGCCUACAAAUCUUACAUCACUCAAGACUCCUACAAGACAAGCGUCUACCAAAGUUCCACCUUCUCCGUCAUUGUCUUUUCUCAGUUCGUUGUCAGAGAUGACCGCUGGACUGCCUUGUCACCCGGAUGCCUUGGUCUUUAAGAAAGAUUUCAAAAACAAAAGAGAGGAGCUCACCAAAAAACUAUUUACUUUGUACAAUAGGGAAGUCUUUGACAACAAGCUACCUGAGGAGAUGCUGAUCCAGUGGAGUGCCCGGAUGACUAGCACCAGCGGCUAUUGCUACAAUAAGCGGGUGUAUAGCAACAAUCAGGUUUUCCGUUCUUCCAGAAUUGUGCUGUCCACUAAGAUACUAGACAGAGCAGACCGGCUGAGGGACACACUGAUCCAUGAGCUGUGUCAUGCAGCAACGUGGAUUGUCGACGCUACAUCAGACGGACACGGUCCCAAAUGGAGAGCAUGGGCAGACAAGGCCAACUGCAGGUUCCCGGAAUUACCUGUAAUUAAGCGUUGCCAUGACUACGCCAUCACUACCAAGUUCACUUACAAGUGUAUGUCUUGUGGAUACUGUAUUGGCAGACACUCCAAGUCGCUGGACACAGACCGCAAACGUUGUGGCUACUGCUAUGGCAAGUUCCAAGUAUUCGUGACGGCUAAGAUGUCAACUGCCAGUGCCACCAGUGGUUCCGACUCUGUCAGGACGCAGCGCAACCCCACCGGCUUUGCACUCUUUGUCAAGGACAAUUAUGCAGCCAUCAAGAAACAGCACAAUGUUCCACACGGCCAAGUUAUGAAACUUCUGAGCCAAAAGUUUGCAGAAGUAAAAAUUAACAAACAGAGUACAGAUGAGCAACCAUCAUAGUUGCUAUUUUUGUCGCAUUAAUUUAAAAUUUGACUUACUUUAGGUUUGUAAAGUAUAGGGUAAUUAUUAAGAAUGUACAGUCAUAUAAAAUGUUCUGUAAUUCGUAAAGACAACUGUGAUGUAACAUCACUUUUUAGAUUAUUUGUAUAUUUCAAAUUUAUUUGAUAAUUAAAGCUUAGUUUUAGAGUGUU